AGCCCACUUCAGUUCUUGAUUCUCUGCAAAAAUCUCUUACUCCCACCCUCUCAAUUUCCUACCCAAGAUCAUUUUUUUUUGGAGAAUGUGCUUCUGGGUUUGCUGAGAAUCAAGAAAUCAGUUUUUUAAAAUGGCAACUUUUUCAAUUUUCAGUUCUACUUUACCUGAGCUCAUAUUUCUCUCUCCUCACAACUCAACAAAAAGACUCAAGCUUUUGCUCUCUAGAGCCGGGCCCAGAAGCAAUGCAAAGAUUCUUGGAAGAAUCAGAGCUAUUCAGAGAGAAGACUCUGUUGUUGAAGAGAGGGACAGAGAAUUGGCGGCAAAAUUGAACGGUAGUGUUAAUGGGAAUUACAGUAGCAGAAAUGGCUCAGUUGGCAGCUAUGGAAAUGGGAGUGUGAUAUCUGAGAGUGAGAAUGGGAGUUUAGCUGGAUAUGUGAAUGGGAAUGGAAAUGGGAGUGUUGGGAGUGGAAAUGCAGUGUUGGAAGCUGUGGAAAUGGAGGAGGUGGUUAGUGAGAAGAAGAGUGUGGAGGAGAUUGGGCAAGAGGAGGCCUGGUUUAAGCAAGGCGGGGGCGAUCAAGUUGAGGUGUCUGUUGCUCCUGGUGGCCGUUGGAGCCGAUUUAAAACCUAUUCUACGAUUCAGAGGACUCUCGAGAUUUGGGGAUUUGUUCUCACUUUUAUCUUCAGGGUUUGGUUAAACAAUCAGAAGUUUUCAUAUAAAGGUGGAAUGACGGAGCAAAAAAGGGUCCAGAGACGAAAGGUUCUUGCAAAGUGGCUGAAAGAAAAUAUUUUGAGACUUGGUCCUACCUUCAUCAAGAUCGGCCAACAAUUCUCCACGAGAGUAGACAUUCUCGCCCAAGAAUACGUUGAUCAACUAUCUGAGCUUCAAGACCAAGUUCCUCCUUUUCCUUCAGAAACAGCAGUAGCAAUAGUCGAGGAAGAACUUGGGGCUCCUGUCAAUGAUAUAUUCGAAAGAUUUGACCAUGAGCCAAUUGCUGCUGCAAGUCUUGGACAAGUCCAUCGUGCUCGACUCAAGGGAGAAGAGCUUGUCGUGAAAGUACAAAGACCUGGACUUAAAGAUUUGUUCGAUAUUGACCUAAAAAAUCUGAGGGUUAUAGCCGAAUAUCUUCAGAAGAUCGAUCCAAAGUCUGAUGGUGCAAAAAGGGAUUGGGUCUCUAUCUAUGAUGAAUGUGCAAAUGUGUUAUAUCAGGAGAUUGAUUACACGAAAGAAGCUUCUAAUGCUGAACAGUUUGCAACAAACUUCAAAGAUAUGGACUAUGUCAAAGUCCCUAGUAUUUAUUGGGAAUACACUACUCCACAGGUUCUGACAAUGGAGUACGUGCCGGGAAUCAAAAUAAACCGGACACAAGCCCUGGACCAGUUAGGGGUGGACCGAAAGAGGUUGGGCAGAUACGCAGUUGAAUCUUACUUGGAGCAGAUAUUAUCCCAUGGCUUUUUCCACGCUGAUCCUCAUCCUGGAAACAUUGCUGUGGAUGAUUUCAAUGGUGGAAGAUUGAUCUUCUAUGAUUUUGGAAUGAUGGGGAGCAUAAGCCGAAAUAUCAGAGAAGGCUUACUUGAAGUCUUUUAUGGAGUUUAUGAGAAAGAUCCCGAAAAGGUUCUUCAAGCGAUGGUACAAAUGGGAGUUCUAGUCCCAACGGGAGAUAUGACAGCUGUGAGACGGACGGCUCAGUUCUUCCUCAACAGCUUUGAAGAACGCCUCGUAGCACAAAGAAAGGAAAGAGAAUUGGCGAAACAGGAGCUUGGAUUCAAGAAGCCACUGAGCAAAGAGGAAGCCAGCGAGAAGAAAAAGCAGCGCCUUGCUGCAAUCGGUGAAGAUUUGUUAGCCAUUGCUGCAGACCAGCCUUUCCGAUUUCCUGCCACUUUCACCUUUGUCGUUAGAGCCUUUUCAGUACUGGAUGGCAUUGGCAAGGGACUCGACCCUCGAUUUGACAUCACUGAGAUUGCCAAACCCUAUGCUCUAGAAUUACUGAAGUUUCGCGAAGCUGGUGUGGAAGUUGUAGUUAAGGACUUCCGGAAGAGAUGGGAUAGACAGUCCAGUGCAGUCUUCAAUUUGUUUAGGCAGGCUGAUAGAGUCGAGAAGCUCGCUGAAAUAAUCCAACGGCUGGAGCAAGGAGACCUCAAGCUUCGAGUAAGAACCCUAGAGUCCGAGAGGGCGUUCCAACGUGUUGCCACUGUUCAAAACACGAUUGGUAGUGCGAUUGCUGCAGGAAGCUUAGUUAACCUUGCUACGAUCCUUCACCUCAACUCAAUCCAGAUGCCUGCAAACAUCGCGUACAUCAUCUGCGCCUACUUCAGCCUUAAGGUCCUCAUCGGCUUGGUGAAGGUCAAGAAAUUCGACCAAAGAGAGAGGCUCAUCACCGGAACUGCAUAAUUGAGAGCGAUUCAGAGAGGACGUUGCUGACUCGAUACAAUAAAGAUUGGCACAAAGUUGAGAACAUUUUUCUGAUGGUGUUCUUCCUUUCUGGUGCUACAUUUGGUGGAUUUUAAUCCUCGAUUCUCGACUUGAACCUGUCCUAACUCGAGCCACGUGACCAGCCUAUGUGUCGGGCUUCGAAAUGUGGUGCAAACCUCACUACUAACUACGCGUUCUUGAGUCUCAAGAGACCAUUUGGCUCUAAAUUUUUGUUCCGGUUUUGCAGUGUGUAUAUAUUACUCCCUAUUAUUAUUAUUAUUAUUAUUAUUAUUACUGUAUAGUGUCUUAACCAGAUUGAGGCUACAACUUGUACAUUGCAAAAUAGUGCUACAUUUCUCUAAUAUUUCAGAUGGUUUUCUUGUUA
Molecule: messenger RNA, 2795 nt
Organism: Salvia hispanica
Lineage: Eukaryota; Viridiplantae; Streptophyta; Magnoliopsida; Lamiales; Lamiaceae
Product: protein ACTIVITY OF BC1 COMPLEX KINASE 8, chloroplastic
Biological process (GO): regulation of response to reactive oxygen species
Source: RefSeq, a predicted model, not a curated record